Paramuricea clavata is the source of this 959-nucleotide messenger RNA. NCBI's taxonomy places the organism in Eukaryota, Metazoa, Cnidaria, Anthozoa, Malacalcyonacea, Plexauridae. The record is from the annotation of a GenBank genome assembly.
AUGGCUCGAAUCAAACGAACAGCCAUCGCGCUUUUUCUUCCAAAAGGAGAAAAGAAAGCGGUUAAGAAAACAUGUCAUGCUCUACGCACGAACGAUGUGCGAAGAGUGACUGGGCAGGAUGAUAUCUCAAAGGAACAGGUUCGAUUCUAUAAGGAACUUUAUUCGAAAGUGCCGACAGACAAAGUUGCCCAAGAUCAAUUGUUAAACUUACUUGACAGGAAACUAACAGGUGAGCAACGCGAUUCAUGCGGGGGACAGGUAACGGAGGGUGAAUGUUUGGUUGCUGUAAAGUCCAUAUCAUAUGGCAAAACACCGGGCUCAGACGGUCGACCGAAAUAAUUUUACCUGACCUUUUGGGACCUGCUAAAAGAAGACUUUGUUGAAAUGGCAAAUUAUUGCUUUUUAGUUGGACUGAUACCUGAGUCCAUGCGCAAAGCAUUAAUAUCACUGUUGUUUAAGAAAGAAGAUCCUUAUAAAAAUUGAAAAAUUGGCGCCCAAUCUCGCUCUUCAAUACGGAUUACAAGAUUAUUACAAAAGUUCUGGUAAAUCGUGUUAAACAUGUUAUGCCCACGAUAAUUCACCCGGAUCAAUGCUGUUCUGUCCCUGGGCGUUCGAGUGAAGAUAAUGCGACUCUCCUACGUGACUAUCUGGAAGUUAAUGAACGAAUGGCCUGCGCCUUUAUAUCGAUCGAUCAAGAAAAAGCGUUUGAAUAGUUGACUGGGACUUUUUAGACAAAAUUUUAGGAAUUAUGAACUUUGGUCUGCAAUUUCGAUCCUACAUUAAAAGUAUUUAUCAUGACAUUCGUAGUACUAUAAUAUCCAAUCGUUAUGUUUCAGAGUUUUUUCACGUGGAACGAGGUGAGCGACAAGGGUGCCCGCUAUCUCCAUUGUAAGUUGUUUGUCAUGGUUGCAGAAGUGUUUGGACAAGAGAUUCGAAAAUGCCCAGAAAUACAGGGCUGA